GCAGGUUAACGCUGGCCCUCUAUUGCUUGGGCAAGCGACCAUGGAUCCAGUCGUGUUCCUGUUCGCGCUCUUGCAAGGUCUCAUCCAGUACCCGCCGCCCGUGGGUGAUGGUUUGGAUGAGGAAACACAUUGGCGCAUGGAAGCGCGUGCAAAGUACUUGGAAUGGGAGAGGCUUCGGCUGGAGCAGCAGGUGGAGCAGCUCUCCCAGAAGAAGAUGCCACACUUGCAGCUCUUAGCUGUUGCUGUGGUCCUGGCCCUGGUCAAUGAUGUUGUCAAUGGGGCUGCACUUGCAGAAAACAACAAUGACAAUGAUGUUGCAAAUGUAGUCCAAGAAGAAGACAACAAUGUUGAUGAUCGUGAUGGACAAGAUAUAAUGGAGCGCAUACAGUGGCCUGUACAGGACCUGCAGAGAGUCUGUGAGUGGAUAACUGACCUGUUGGACAAUUAUACAAUUUGCUUUGGGCAUGUCUUGUCUGACAGUUUCUACCCAGUCCUGCACCGACCCAUCGGGGUGGGCAGUGCCUUUGAAGGUUGGAGUCCCCGUGAGCAGGAUGUCGUGUACCGUGUGCUCAUACCCAUGACUCCUCCCCGAGGCCACAGCUUCCAGCUGGAGCUGGACGGUGAGGGGCAGAGGCACGUGAGGAACUUCCGUGUCCGCGUGCAGCUGGAGUGCACCUGCACGAGGCAGCAGCAGGGUGAGAACAUGCUGUGCUUCCUGCACAACCCCGAGGAGGAGCUGAGGAGCAAUCAGGAUCCCAGCCUCCUAGACACCCUGUGCACCGACUCCUACCUCGACGUGCAGAAAACUGCCCUCUGGUUCCGGCAACUGGUGAAAGCAAUCUGGCCAGCUUUGCCUCAGUCACACAACUGGCAUUUAACGCUGCUGCCCUCCACACGCUCCUGCCAAUUCAAGGUGACCAAUGGUGAAGAAAGCUUCAGGAUUGAGAUGCUGUUCGGGGUGCGGAGAGGUGACUCAGCCAUCUUUGUGAGCAGCCAGCCUAGAGAGGCCUACACACUAAGCACAGCCUGGCCUGAGUCCUAUGCUGUGGCAGAGGCUGAGUUCUUCAAGUACAUUGCCAGGCAGGCCCCCCCUGACAGCUUGCACCUCAAAUGCCUUCAGUUCUUCUCCCGCCUUGUUCUGGGCUUCAGCUUCUCCACCUACACCAUGAAGACCAUUGUCAUGCACCUGCUCAUUGCCAUGCCCGUGUCAUCGUGGAGCAGGGGACAUCUCCGGGAGCGACUGACGGAUAUCAGGGACAGCCUGCAUAUAUGUUUGCGACAAAAAUGCCUCCAGCACUUCAUUGUGGGUAACCGGAGGUUUCCUCAGGACAUCAAUUUACCCCCAGAUGUAAGAAUGGGUAGGACAUACAAUCUCUUCCAUCACCUGGCGCAGCAGCCGGCUGCCCACACCCAGGCAAUGCGGGAUUACCGGGUGCUGCACAAGACGUUCAAAAGGAUCGCUCUCGGAGAGGAUGACUGAAGGAAGGGCAGGAGCCAUGGCCAAGUGCACAGAGCUGUGCUUGUGCUGCUCGCAGCUGGCAGCAGACAACCACCUCCUAGCACAAAUUUGGUGCUAAGGAGAAGAGGAUGCGUGCAAAGGCUCUGGAGAAGGUCCAACAGCCUCUGCUGGCACCUCAGAAAGUGGACUGCCACGGGAGGGUUUAUUCUACUUCUUUGUAUCAUUUCACUUUCCAAAAAAGGCACCCAGUAGUCAUUGAGCCCUGCUCUACAUGCUGAGCUAAAGUCUCCAAACCCCACCUGCAAUAUGCAGUUCUUCCCAGCCUUUGCGGAGAGCUAAAAUUUCAAGCAUGAAAAAAGUGGGAAUCUGGGAC
Molecule: messenger RNA, 1832 nt
Organism: Taeniopygia guttata (zebra finch)
Lineage: Eukaryota; Metazoa; Chordata; Aves; Passeriformes; Estrildidae
Product: inositol 1,4,5-trisphosphate receptor-interacting protein-like 1
Cellular component (GO): membrane
Source: RefSeq, a predicted model, not a curated record